AGCAGUCCCGAUACGGCGUAUAAAUAGUGGUAUGAAAUGUGUUGGACGGCAUCAGACAAGUUCAAGUUUUCGAACCUAAAGCACCAGAUCCAUAAUCAAAAUGUUCAAAUCCGCCGUCGUCGUUCUUGCUCUCGUUGCCUGCGCUGCUGCCAAGCCUGGACUCCUGGGUGCUCCCCUGGCAUACACUGCUCCUCUGGCUUACUCUGCUCCUCUGGCCUACUCUGCUCCUGCUGCCGUGGUAGCUGCUCCCGCUCCAGUUGUGACCGCCACCAGUAGCCAGGUGAUCGCCAGGAACUACAAUGGAAUCGCCGCUGCUCCUGUGAUUGCUCCCGUUGCUGCUCCUUUGGCUGCUCCAGUAGUGGCCAAGUACGCUGCUGCUCCUUUGGCCUACUCUUCUCCCUUGGCUUACACCUCGCCUUUGGCAUACAGUGCCCUGCCAUCAGCUCCUGUUCUUCUUUAG
Messenger RNA from Drosophila mauritiana, 460 nucleotides. RefSeq names its product cuticle protein 16.5. The record is from RefSeq and is a predicted model, not a curated record. The transcript is spliced from 2 exons. Bases 101 to 460 code for a protein of 119 amino acids. NCBI's taxonomy places the organism in Eukaryota, Metazoa, Arthropoda, Insecta, Diptera, Drosophilidae.